Molecule: messenger RNA, 11198 nt
Organism: Diatraea saccharalis (sugarcane borer)
Lineage: Eukaryota; Metazoa; Arthropoda; Insecta; Lepidoptera; Crambidae
Source: the annotation of a GenBank genome assembly
GGACAGAGUAUGUUCGUGUGUGGGCGUAAUAUAUGAAUUUAGUCUCUAUUAGAGAAAAUUGUAAAUAAAUUAGCGAAAUGUUGCUAUGUAGCUAAUAUUUGUGAUUAAGUUAUUUGAAAAAUAUGGGAGAUGUAGUUCGUAAAUCAAAUAACAGCUCUCUGUUUAUAUUGAACAAAUGUUUGUGUGUAUUAGUUCUUUUAGUGCAUAAAAUGUAAUUAAAUAAUAUUAUCCGCAUUCGGGUAACAUGUGUGUGGAAUAUUAACUGUUAUAGUACUGGACUAGAUUUUUUACAAUGAAUUUAAUGCGCAAAUUGCGCGGCGCUACCGCCUCGGUGACUUCUGAACCUGCGGAGGCUACCAGCUCGACCUCUCAUGUCCAACUGGGACUAAUGCAUCUAAAAAAGCUGUUUUCAGAGUAUACCCACCCUCCACAACCUCUCACAGAUGCCGAGAAAGACGACAAAUUGUACAAUAUGCUACCUCUUUUUUGCAAGAUCUUUGGUACAAGCCCAUCCAGUGAGAUGAAUGAAAAGUUUUGGGAUAUACUGUCAUUCUGCCAACAAGUUUCAAAGCUUAUGGUAUCUGAAAUCAGAAAAAGAGCAAGUAAUCAAAGCACAGAAGCUGCCAGCUGUGCCAUAGCUAAGUUCCUUGAAAUUGAAAAUUCUGAAGAAUCCAGCAAUGGAUGGAUGUUGUUAUCAACAUUGAACUUAUUAGCAGCAGGUGAUCAAUCUCUCAUACAGGUGAUGACCACAGCUUCAAUACCAUCUACGUUGGUCAAAUGUUUGUACUUAUUUUUUGAUCUCCCUGAAAUUCCUGAAUCAGAAGCAGACCUUCAAGAUGGUAAUAGUGAUUUCACUCCUAGAGAAAGAAGGAUAUUAUUACAAAAGAUAUUUGUACAGGUACUUGUUAGAUUAUGCAGUCACCCAUUUCCAUGUGAGGAACUAGCAAGGAAAGACGAUUUGAGUUUGUUGUUCUCUGCAAUAACAUCAUGGUGUGCACCACACAAUAUAAUGUGGCGGAAGUCCGCUGCCGAAGUAUUGAUGACGUUGUCUAGGCAUGGAUUGACACAAUCUGUAGUCCAGUAUAUACAUAAUAAGGGCUGUGUAGCGUUAUGCAUUGAAAAUAUGCAAAGGAUACCAGAAUUGUCACCUUUGGAGGUUGUAGAAAUGUUUGUUGCAGUAUUCUGUUUCUUGAAAGACUCCAGUGAUGUUAGUCAAUUAUUAUUGGACGAUUUUCGUUCAUGCCAAGGAUAUUUAUUUUUAUCGGAAUUUUUACUGAAACAUGAAAGACAAGAAGUGCCCGAUUAUUUAACAUCAGGACUGGAAGAGGAAAGAGUUAGCGGUACAGAAGCUCGAGCGGCACUCCGUAAUUUAGUGUUGAUGAUAUCGUCUUUAUGCGCUUGCGGCUUCUCAGAGCUAAGGCCUACCCGUGCGAACACAGAACUAUUCCAAUUGCAAGGGUUCGUGUUACCGCAGCCGUCGACACCUGGCCAAGCGGUCAGGAAUGUGCAAGCGUUUCAGGUUCUUCAAUCGGUAUUUAUAAAAUCAAAUUCGCCUGCACUAUGUUGCACCAUUCUUGACGCAAUAUCAAGCGUCUACCAUGCUGACAAUGCCAAUUACUUCAUUUUGGAAAAUCAAAACACUCUGAGUCAGUUCUCAGAAAGGAUUUAUACGAAAAAUGCGGAAAUCCAAGAGAAAUUCUUCGAAUUAUUGGAGUUCAUAGUUUUCCAACUGAACUUUGUGCCAUGCAAAGAAUUGAUCUCGUUAUCAUUACUAUUGAAAGCAAAUAGAUCAAGGAGUUGUAGCAUCCUUUGUAUGAAAACUCUUUUAAAUAUUUUAAAACAUAACGCUAUUUUCAAAGAUGUAUACCGAGAAGUAGGUAUGCUUGAAGUCUUCGUCACUUGCCUAUCACGAUAUGCUGCUUUCCUCAAAGAUAAACAAAUAUUAGAAGAAGAAAAAAAUAGAAAAGAAGCGGCAGAAGUUAAUGGGUCACCUAAAGCACCCGAAAGAAGAAAACGGUUAUCUUCCAGGCAAGACUCUUUGAUAAAGGACCCUAAUUUAGACGCUGAAGAAGAAGAGUUAGGUGCCUUAGUUAUGGAAGGAUUGACAGCUUUGUUGAAUGGCAAUUCGAAUAACUGCAACGUUUUUAGAGAUUGCGGAGGCGCGAAAUGUGUCCACGGCAUGGUUGUGCAUGAAUCUUGUCGGAGUAAAGCCUUAGGCGUAAUAAGGGAACUGAUAGUGAGUGGAUCAGGCGAAGAAGACAUGUCUGCACUGCUGUGCGGCAUGCACGCUGCCCCCAACGAUGCAUUACGUUUGAAACUACACAUUCUUAAAGCUCUUUUAGCUUGUUUGCGUGAUUCGCACCGGACUAGGACUAUCUUUAGAAAGGUUAGCGGAUUUGUUUACGUCACAAGCGUCCUUGUUUCGUUGGAAGGCAAACUUAAAGGUAGCGGAAUGGUGGAUCGGGAUAUGUUACAGCUGAUUCAUAUAGUUUUUUACACCAUAAGCACUGCUAUGAGGUUUGAACCAGCGAAUGCUAAGUUUUUUCAUCAUGAGAUAUGCAUGACCACGCUCAGUGACACGAUACGGUUAUUAGGAUGUUUUACUGACGAUUUGGAAUUACAGAAUGAUAGCGAAAAUGGAGAUCCGGAGCUUUAUGAAGUUUUUCACGAAGUUUUCACUGGAAAUUUCUUAGAGAUGACAUUUCCAGACAAAGUGCCAGUUGUAUUUAUGCACGCGUGUAUAGUUUUGAGACUACUAUAUGAUGUUGCUUUGGACUCGUUUGAUAAGCCGACGUUUUGUGGAUCCCUCAACGUCAAGUCUCCAAGCUUGACUAGACAAAGUUCUGCAAUCAAUGAGACCAAGCCUGCUGGCAGAGUGGCUCCUACUAAUCUAUCGACUAGCGGGACCACUGGGGAGGCGUGGGUAAUUCACUCUGGUGUUGUAAUAGUUCUGGCCAAAUUAUUGCCCGCGUUACCAAGACCGCCAGAACACGAACAGUAUGCGCGAGCGAUUCGAGAUUACUUGGCACAUGUACUUAAAAGUCUCGUCAGAAGUGAACGCAAUCAACAAGUUAUGUGCGGGGCGGGUUUGGCUGGCGUCGUGUUGCGAGUGUGUGGCGCCGCACUUAGAUGCGAGAAACAUCCGCUUCACGCACCCGCUAUGUAUAUGUUGGAAAGGCUCGCCGCACACGCAUUAAGACCUAUCGAGCUCAGGUCAAAUCUGCAAACCCGGUGGGCCAGUGCCACUAACCAGGAUCAAAACUUUAGUUUCGAUGACCACACCCAGAGACUACAGAAUUCGUGCACGUUGCCUCCGUUUGUCGAAUUUGACAUGUCAGCAGAAGGUUUCGGUUGUCUCUACCUGCCUAGUAUAGCGCCACAGUCUGCGAACUUAAAUGCCCUUGGCACUCAAGACAAUGCCACUCUUGGCGGCAUUGGGUCAGGUGACCGUGUGUUUCCUCCUCAAACGGGACUAACUUAUUCGACUUGGAUAUGCGUUGAGAAGUAUUCUGAUCCACGUACAGAUCCGCAUUGCGUACGACUGUUGACCCUGGUCAGGAAUAUCAAUAACAGCCGUGACGAGCACCUCGUGUGCUUGACUGUGGUACUGUCAGCCAGAGAUAAAGCGAUCAUCGUGUCUACACAGGAGACUUUAGUACCACACAAUGUAGGAGAAUGGGAACCGGAAGGGUCAGGAGAGUGUGGAGCGAGAGUAUGGUGCCCAGACUUACAACACGAGGGACAAUGGCAUCACUUAGCUCUUGUACUCAACAGAGCGGUACUAAAGAACUCUUCUUUCUCGCUCUAUCUUGACGGGCAACAUAUGCAUUCUGGUAAGCUUCACUACGUGAGCGCUAACCCAGGUGGUGGCGCGGCGACUUUGUCUGGUGCCUCUAGUGUAUACUGUGUGAUCGGUACGCCGCCACAAUGGCGCAGAUAUUCGCGUCUAGUAUGGCGGCAGGGGCCUGCGUUGCUACUUGAAGACGUAUUGCCAGCUCAGAUGGUCGCUGUCAUAUAUCAACUCGGACCCCAUUAUGUUGGUACUUUACAAGCGCCGCAAUUACCUGGACAAAAUCAAGAGCCAUUGGCACCGCUAGUGGCUGAAGAAAAAGUAGUGUUCGGCAUCAAUGCACGUGCAAUGUCGCAACUCACUUUAGCGAAAAUUCGAAAAGUAUACAGUAAAAAUGACAAUAAAGCGAUAGCGAAGCAACUUGGUAUGUCUUCACACGAGAACGCAACGCCUAUUAGGAUAUUACACAACUCGGCCGGACAUUUGAUGGGACCAGCUAGAUGCUUGGGAGGAACAGUAGUUGGUUAUUUAGGUGUCAGAGUAUUUUGCUCCAAACCAGCUGCUAUAAUGGUUGACACAGUUGGUGGAUGUUCUGUGUUACUUGGCCUUAUAGCGAUGGCUCAAGACGUCGAGUGUCUUUACGCAGGUGUUAAGGCAUUGGUAUGUGUAGUUCGUUCUAACAAAGCAGCCCAAGCAGAAAUGGAUCGACGGAGAGGAUACCAAACAUUAGCUAUGCUUUUGAAAAGGAAAAAGCAGCUGCUAAAUUCUCAUAUACUGCAUCUUGUAUUCGGUUUAGUAGGAACAGUAGAUAGUCAGAAAGAAACUUCAUCAAUACCCAAUUUGACAGCAUUUCAGGAUUUAAUAUGUGAAUUGGACGUUUGGCUGGGAGCGCCAGGCGGACUAAUAAAAUCUUUGCUCGAACAUUUAUUAGAACUGGCCACAGAAACAGCGCACAGAACGCACAAUUUGCGCACAAUGAGGGAACUUCAACUAGUCUCAAAACUUUUGUACGUUAUAAACGAUGUGAAGGUCGUUAGCACAAAGAAUGUUCUUAUUCAACUCUUAGCGGCUUUAUUAGGGGGACAGCCGCGACCGAGCGACCUGUUGUGUUUAGGCCAAUUUAUGGCGUACACUUUACCGCUACCGACACAAACUGAAAAAGGGUUAAAUCUCAAAGAAAGCGAUUGUGAGAAAGAAUGUGAAGGCGAGCAAGUUAUUUUGCGAAACAAAUGCUUCAAUGUACUGCACGGACUGUUGUUUACUGCUCGAAAUCUAGUGAACACCAUUGUAUGUGAAGAAAUAUCUAGGGUGUUAGGCAUGGAUUGGUUGCUGAGUUUCAUGCAAGAAAAUGUUCAUCACACAACAGUGCUGUGGGCUUUGAGGAUUCUAGUCAUAUUGUGUUCAGGACAAGGGCAGCAAUCUGCUAUAAUGCAAAGGUUCCGUGAGGGUGCCGGUAAUGGUGGGUGGCUCCGUCACACGGAGGUAACAGCGACGCCGCAGCAAGCGGGCGUGAUGUUACCCGCCGCUGUACACUCAUACGCGCAUUUACACGCAGCACUAUUACACACCUCCGGGUUCACGAUGCUCUCCUGGCUUAUAUUGUCACAUCUCCAAAUACCGGAACUAUAUUAUCUUCUAUUUGGACUUACACUCGGCCAGCCUAUGCGUAACGUAGGUUCAGAUAAAACCGUCUCUGUGGAACGCGUUUGGGGGGCCGCUUGGGGAGCAGCGGCGCCAUCACGUCAAUCCUCCGCGGCGGUCGCGGCCAGAAUAACACUUUGCCCUGAAGCUGUGGUUAUAUUACUAGGGGCAGUGAGAGCACUGAUACACGCUGAGACAGGAUCUAUGCCCGAGUGGCUAAACGACCACCCCGUGGCGAUUAUACAGGUGCUGUUCUCCCUAUACAACACUUUACCGGACUUUGUGACAAUAAUGAUGACUGCUGAAGUUUUGACUGCUUUGGCAUCAACAUUAUUUCCACCUAAUACUACUGAUGACAUACACAUGCCAAUUUGCGAAAGCGGCGAAAGUUCUGGAGCGUCUACGCCAGGUUCUGAGAAAGAGGUGGUGAUACUUGGCAACUCUGCCGCGUUAACUCAACAUCCGGCUCGACAGGGCGUCAUGGAUUUUUUGCGGGUCAUUGUACUCGACUCUCUCCCACUCAAUGUUUCAGGAAAGACUGCACCGGUGAUUGAUUUAGUAUUGGACGCUUCGCCUGCAAACUCAACAAGUCAACAGCAGAUUGAAUAUCAGACUGAGGUUCUUACGACACUUAUGGAAAAUCUUUUGAACACUGAGUUGUUCAGUACAGAAUCUAAUAUUUCCAAUGUAUGCUAUCUGGCCGCGAGAUUGGUUGACAAACUUUGGCAAGGGCAGUUAUCACGAGAUCCUCAUGAGGUGUUUGACUUUAUAGUUAAACUAGUGACUCAAGCUAAGAAGAAGUCAUCAGUAAUAUCAUUGGAAGGUCUACAUCACUGUUUGAACAGAACAAUAUUAUUCCUGUUAUCUCGAUCUACGGAUUCCAUUGCAGAUCAAAUGUCUGUUCUUGAAGCACUCCACAAACUCACUACUAAUAGGUUAUUGAUCUUCGGUGCUGGCAACCACGAGCUAGAAUUUAUCGGUUGCCUUACCUACUGCCUGCUGCAGUUGAGCGCAAACAUGAAGAUAGCUUUAGAUUCCCACAUGCGAACCACCUGGCACGUAAACCCCAGCGGAGAUCUUGAAUCCAGAGAUGACAAACUUACAACUCAUCAAGGUCGUAAUUUAAUGGCUGGGGCGGCGCGUAGAGUAUGGGAAGAGCUAUAUGCGUGUAAGAAGCCAGCCAUCGAAGAAGUGUUUAAAGUAACUUUGGUUGCACCCGUUGGUAACGCUCGCGCUCCCGAUCUCACCUCGGUUAGAGAACAACUACAUGAGAGCGCUCACAAGCUUUGGAUCAAUUAUAUUGAUACAGAACGCAAGGCGGUGUAUAGAGUACCAUGGGAGCUCCACAAUCAGAUUCAGUCGAAGAUACAGAAAGUAACCGGAGGAUUAACACGAUUGGCGUCUAGAACGAAGGUGAAGAAGGAGGACUCCGCCAAGCAGCGGCCUCAUUUGCCCCGAGAUCAUGCCCUAGCUUAUAUGCAGGAUCAUGUUCAACUGGUCAGGAGCGCCUGGUGCGGACAGUUGCGUACAAGCGGCCAAACAGCCGAGCAUACUACACGAUACGUACAAGCGGAAUGGGCUAGCGCGUGGCGUGAGUUGACUAGAGAACGGGCUCUGUGGGGCCCUGCCCGGCCCGACCCGUUACGGAAGUGGGCCCUGGACUGUACCGAGGGGCCCUGCCGUAUGCGCAAGAUGCUACGGCACAACCCUGCCUUCUAUUAUCACUACCCGUAUCGGGCUGAACUUGACAACCCCGAAAAUAAACAAUUAAAGUACAAAGUAGCACAAAGUUUGGACAGCAAGGAGUACUACAAAGUAUAUCAACAGUGGCGAACGGCAGGCAAUCAGUUAGACGAGGUGGAAGGCGUCGAAGCAGCCGACGUACAAGUAUAUCAUGAAGAAGUAGCGACUAACAGAGAACAAUCGCUUGAAGUCACUGAAGGAGAUGGUUCUCCUUCAGAUUUGGUCAGCAGUGGUGUGGUUAGUCGUGGCAACAAUCAAUCUGGCGAAGCUAAUGAAGAUGGUCCCGACAAUGAGGAUGAAGAUGAGCCUCAACCUCCACCUCCUGAUAAUCAAACUUUGCUACGCUUACUAGAGCACCAUGAAAAGAUAUCACACAUGUUCCGAUGUGCAAGAAUACAAGGUCUGGAUACAACUGAAGGUCUAUUAUUGUUUGGCCGUGAACAUUGCUAUGUCAUAGAUGGCUUUACCCUUUUGAAAAAUAGAGAAAUCAGAGAUUUGGAUAGUUGUCCAGACGAUUAUGAACCGAUACUUCCGAGUCAAGGAAUCCAAAGAAGUAAUCAGCGCCAGUGCUCGAAGUUUUUAUACGAAGAUAUACGGGAAGUGCACAAAAGAAGAUAUUUGUUACAACCUAUAGCAUUAGAAGUAUUCUCGAGUGACGGCAGAAAUUACUUGCUUGCUUUUCCAAGAAAAGUGAGAAAUAAGGUGUACAGUAGAUUUACAGCGUUGGCUACUGGUAUGGCGGACAGUGCGGCAGGAUCAGUGGCGGGACAAAAGCGUGGCGUGGCCGUAGAACAGCCGGGCGGUUUGCUCGCCACACUCAUAGGCGACACUUCCGUGACGCAAAGAUGGCUGCGCGGCGAGAUUUCAAAUUUCCAAUAUCUUAUGCACCUUAAUACGCUCGCUGGCCGUUCAUAUAACGAUCUGAUGCAGUACCCCGUGUUCCCUUGGAUAUUGGCCGAUUAUGAUUCACUAGAACUGGACCUCAAUGACCCAGCUACUUUCCGGGACCUCACGAAACCCAUGGGCGCGCAAAGUUCGGAUAGAUUAGAGCAGUUCCGAAAAAGAUAUAAGGAAUGGGACGAUCCCCAUGGUGAAACACCACCGUAUCACUACGGCACGCAUUAUUCGUCCGCCAUGAUAGUUUGUUCGUACCUUGUUCGAAUGGAACCUUUUACACAACACUUUCUUAGACUACAAGGUGGCCACUUUGAUCUAGCAGACAGGAUGUUCCAUUCGAUAAAAGAAGCUUGGAAUUCAGCGUCGAGACAUAACAUGGCAGACGUGAAAGAGCUCAUACCUGAAUUUUUCUAUUUGCCCGAGUUUCUAGUCAAUUCCAAUAAUUUCGACUUGGGUUCAAAGCAAUCCGGCGUAGCUCUAGGUGAUGUAGUAUUACCUCCGUGGGCCCGCGGUGAUCCCCGUGAGUUUAUACGUUUGCAUCGCGCAGCUCUAGAGUCCGAUUACGUAUCACAUCGGUUACACCACUGGAUAGAUUUGGUUUUCGGAUAUAAGCAACAGGGACAGCCAGCCGUCGACUCUUGCAACGUUUUCCAUCAUCUGUUCUAUGAGGGCAACGUCGAUAUAUACAACAUUGAUGAUCCAUUGAAGAAAAAUGCCACAAUCGGCUUCAUAAACAAUUUCGGUCAAAUACCCAAACAGUUGUUCAAGAAAGCGCAUCCUAGUAAGAAGAUGUCGCAACGAAGUUCUACCAUAUUAGAUCCAAAUAACAUAAUUCCGUCGCAAGGCAUUACGCCUCCUGAAAAGUUAUUUUUCCACAACUUGGAGAAUUUGAGACCUUCUUUGCAACCCGUGAAAGAAGUGAAAGGCCCCGUUGGUCAAAUCCUGUACACAGAGAAGGCAAUAUUAGCCGUCGAACAAAAUAAAGUACUCAUGCCUCCCUCGUACAAUAAAUACGUAGCGUGGGGCUUCGCUGACCAUUCACUGCGUAUCGGUAACUAUGACAACGAUAAGGCAGUGUUCGUAUGCGAGGCAGUCGCACAAGCGUGUGGAGAAAUUGUUACGUGUGUGUGUCCAUCGGCUAAAACUAUAGUAACCGCUGGUACUAGUACGGUUGUAACGGUGUGGCAAUACUGGGCGAGGCGACGGAAAUUGGCUGUAAAAGUGUGUUUGUACGGGCACGAAGAAGCUGUCACGUGUUUAGCGGCCAGUCCCGCUUAUAAUUUAGUAGUGAGCGGCAGUAGAGAUGGUCAAGCGAUUGUAUGGGACGUGGAAAGAGGCGCGUUUGUGAGACAACUGUUGCCGCCUAAUAGUGGGCCGUCACCCUCACCUCCUGUCUCCGCUCUCGCCAUAGAUGAUCUUACCGGUGAUAUUGCAACGUGCAGUGGUAGUUGGCUUCACGCUUGGUCGAUAAACGGCGAAUUAUUGGGCGCGAUAGACACAGCAGGGGGACGCGAGCGAUCUCAGCAAGUGCUGUGCGCGGCGUUCAGCCAAACAAGAGAAUGGGACCCGCUUAACGUUAUCAUCACUGGAUCUACGGACGGCGUUGUGAGGAUGUGGUCAAUAGAUUACAUCGCUGAAACUAUUGAAGAACAAACUGAGAGUAUGGAAGCUGUAAGCAUUGAUCCUGUCUCUAGCUCAACAGACGUCGUUUCUAAACUGUCAGUACAAGAAAGCGAAGAUCCGAAAUCGGAGAAUGAAGCAAACGCUGAGACUGAAACAAAAAUUGAGGAUAUUGAACCAAGCAGGACGGAAGCGACUAUAAAGAGGGUAGAAGAACUCGUCAAGCAAAUGAGUCUUUCAAAAGAAAACGAAGGUGAUUUGACGAAAUCAGCAUCAGAAAGUUCCUUAUCAGACGCGUGUGAGACUACAAGCGCAAAGGAAUCUGCAAGAAGACACGAUGAAAAAGAUAUUUGUAGCGAUAGUGAAGAAGCGCGUCGUUACACAGAGACAGAACAGAGGGACGACGUUGUAGACUCUUGCGACGAGGCCAAACAGGAGUACGAUAACGAGAAAGAAUGUGAACCAGAAAAGGAGGAGGCAGUUGGUAGAAGCAAAUUACAGAAACAGGGCAAUGUUGUACUAAGGAGAAAGUCUAAGUGCAAUCCUUUGUAUAGAAAAAGCGGGGGCAGUAUAGGUGAAUCGACAGAGUCUAGUUCGAUGGAGGCGUGUCAGCUGCCUAGUGAUGUGGCGCAAGAAGGCGGUCUACGCACGAGCAAGUCCGACACUAGUCUCACAGACUCGUUCGUAGUACUAGCCGCUCCUGAACCUGCAGCUACAAGGCCGCCAGUCAAAACCAUCACUUCACAAGAUACGGAAUCUGGUAGGAAGUGGAUGCGUCGUUUGAUAUUGCGCGGCAAGUUGACGAUGCACACAGCGUACGAGAGACGCGACAACGCGUGCCCAGCCGCUGUCACCGCGGUGGCGGCCGCGCGGAGUGGACGCGGUCUCGCCGUCGGGGAUGCGAGGGGAAGGAUAUUCCGAUGGUCAGCACCUGACAUGUCUACCGCAUCCGGCGCUAAAGGCGGUCCGGCAGAUCAUUGGAUAAGAGACGAUACCGCCCCAUACUGCACUCAAUGUCAGGUUCGCUUCACGGCUUUAGAGCGUCGCCACCAUUGUCGCGAAUGCGGCGCCGUGUUCUGCGGUCGCUGUUCCCGAUACGAAGCGCCCGUACGCAGAUUGAGAGCGUUGCGACCAGUGCGCGUAUGUCAACGAUGUCACGACGCAAUACAGAAUCGUAACUAGCCCGCGUGUUCAGCGGCCAAUCAAAAAAUAUGGCCGCAACUGACUAUACUAGACCACUUCACGUUACCAUCCCCCUUCUAAGAUGUUUUUUUUUCAGCACACUCCAGGUUGUAACCCGAUACGAAGGUCAGAAUGACUUCGGAUUACUACCUGCGUUUAAAUUAAGGAAUAUUACGCAAAACUCGGCGUAGGAGGCAGCAAUAGCGCAUUUAGUAAACAAACAAAACUUUUCGAAUGUUUUGUCUUUUGGAUAUGAAUGCUUCCUUUCCUUAUUAUACACAAAUAUGCAGUAAUGAUUGGAUUAUAUUACACUAAUUAUAAAUUC